UCCUGGCGACUGUUACCCAUCAACAACAACGGCUCCUUUCCUCCUUCACCACCAUCACCACCUCCUCCUGCUGCUGCUGCUCCUCCUCACCCCCAGCCUCACCCCCAUCCUCAUCAUCACCCACAACAACAACCUCCAGCAGCAAGAGCAACACCAUCACCACUACCACAGCCCUCCACAGCCCAGCAACAAGAAUGCAGACAUCAGAGACUGGGUCGGAUACAGGUUCGACGGUUACUUUGCAGACGUCCGUAGCUAGCCAAGCAGCUGUACCUACCCAGGUGGUACAGCAGUUACCAGUGCAACAACAGGUUCAACAAGUACAAACUGUGCAACAAGUGCAACAUGUAUAUCCAGCCCAGGUGCAGUAUGUGGAGGGAAGUGACACGGUCUACACAAAUGGAGCUAUACGAACAACAACGUAUCCUUACACAGAAACUCAGAUGUACAGCCAAAACACUGGGGGGAAUUACUUUGAUACCCAAGGAAGUUCUGCGCAGGUGACCACAGUAGUCUCUUCUCAUAGUAUGGUGGGCACUGGAGGCCUUCAGAUGGGUGUCACAGGAGGACAGCUCAUCAGCAGCACUGGAGGUACCUACCUGAUUGGCAAUUCAAUGGAAAACUCUGGCCAUUCUGUUACUCACACAACACGAGCAUCCCCUGCUACAAUUGAAAUGGCGAUUGAGACACUGCAAAAGUCUGAUGGUCUGUCCACUCACAGAAGCUCUCUUCUCAACAGCCAUCUUCAAUGGCUUUUAGACAACUAUGAAACAGCAGAAGGGGUGAGCCUUCCCAGAAGCACUCUCUACAACCAUUACCUGAGACACUGUCAGGAGCAUAAAUUGGACCCUGUCAAUGCUGCUUCUUUUGGAAAACUAAUACGGUCAAUUUUCAUGGGCCUACGGACCAGAAGAUUGGGAACCAGGGGGAAUUCCAAAUAUCAUUACUAUGGGAUUCGUGUCAAGCCAGACUCUCCUCUUAAUCGACUACAAGAGGACAUGCAAUAUAUGGCUAUGAGACAACAACCCAUGCAGCAGAAACAAAGGUACAAACCUAUGCAGAAAGUGGAUGGAGUCUCAGAUGGUUUUACAACAAGUGGUCAGCAAACAGGCACAUCUGUUGAACAAACUGUGAUAGCUCAAAGUCAGCAUCAUCAACAAUUUUUAGAUGCAUCUCGAGCACUUCCAGAGUUUGGAGAAGUUGAAAUCUCUUCGCUGCCAGAUGGUACUACUUUUGAGGAUAUUAAGUCUUUACAGAGUCUCUAUCGAGAACACUGUGAGGCAAUAUUGGAUGUUGUAGUGAACCUUCAGUUUAGCCUAAUAGAAAAAUUGUGGCAGACUUUUUGGCGCUAUUCUCCCUCAACCACAACUGAUGGCACUACUAUCACUGAGCCAAGCAAUCUGAGUGAAAUAGAAAGUCGACUUCCGAAAGCAAAGCUGAUAACUCUGUGCAAAAAUGAGUCAAUUCUGAAAUGGAUGUGUAACUGUGACCAUGUGAUGUACCAGGCUUUGGUGGAGAUUCUCAUUCCUGACGUCCUUAGACCUAUUCCUAGUGCCUUGACCCAAGCCAUUCGCAAUUUUGCAAAAAGCCUUGAAGGUUGGCUUUCCAAUGCCAUGAACAAUAUUCCCCAGAGAAUGAUUCAAACCAAGGUUGCCGCUGUAAGUGCCUUUGCUCAGACUCUGCGAAGAUACACAUCUCUUAAUCAUCUGGCUCAGGCAGCCCGAGCUGUCUUGCAAAACACUUCUCAGAUUAACCAGAUGCUCAAUGACCUCAACCGUGUUGAUUUUGCCAAUGUCCAGGAGCAGGCUUCCUGGGUGUGCCAGUGUGAUGACAACAUGGUACAACGGUUAGAAACAGAUUUCAAGAUGACUCUUCAGCAGCAGAGCACUCUGGAGCAGUGGGCUGCCUGGCUUGACAAUGUAAUGAUGCAAGCACUGAAACCAUAUGAAGGAAGACCUAGUUUUCCUAAAGCAGCACGCCAAUUUCUGUUAAAGUGGUCUUUCUACAGCUCAAUGGUGAUUCGAGAUUUAACUCUACGCAGUGCUGCUAGCUUUGGUUCUUUUCAUCUGAUCCGUCUGUUAUAUGAUGAAUAUAUGUUUUACUUAGUUGAACAUCGAGUUGCUCAAGCCACAGGAGAGACACCUAUUGCAGUCAUGGGAGAGUUUGGUGAUUUAAAUGCUGCGUCUCCUGGGACCAUGGACAAAGAUGAAGGCAGUGAAGUUGAAAGUGAAAUAGAUGAAGAGCUGGAUGACUCUGGAGAACCUCAAGCCAAGCGAGAGAAGACUGAAAUUAGCCAGGCCUUUCAGGUGGGCUGCCUGCAACCGGUACUUGAGACUGGAGUACAGCAGAACCUUUUGAACCCUCUUCACAAUGAGCACAUUGUCACAGCUACUCAAACGAUCAGACAGUGUAGUGCGACUGGAAAUACAUAUACUGCGGUCUAACAAAUAUUUAAAGUUCUUUUUUCAGAUUGUAUUAGCCCUCUUGAUGUUGGGCAUAUCAUAGGGGAUGGAAGGGAUGCAAAAAAAAAAAAGAUUUCUGAAAGUCGACUAUUGUCAAAUUUUAUCUGUACUUUUGCUGGAGUUGUGAAAUGGAAUGGGUCUAUGUAUUUGGUCAGAUUUGGGGUGGGGUGGGGAAGGUAAAUACAAUCAUUUUACACUGGCCGCUUAAUAUAAAAAAAAUUCUUAGUUUCAAAAGUCAAGAAGCAUUUUUGCGAAGAUUAAUGUUAAUGUUUUUGUCCUCUUUAUAAUUAAAAGUAAUUUAAUUUUUUUCAUAGUUUUUACAAAAUAUUUUAAUGUUAAUUGUUAGUCAUGGUGAUUUCGUAUAAAUAGGGUUUUUAAUUAAUUGCACUCUGAAAUAUCAAGAAUUUUCCUCUUUGAUUUACACUGGAGGUACGCUCGUUUGAUAGCAGCUGCGUUAGAAUUAUUAUUAAAAGGCAGCUUUCGUUGGAGAAAACUGGAAAAUAACUAUUUUGAUACAUUUCAGAGUGCUCAACAGAUAUAUUGGAAGAUUUAUUAUAAUUCUAGAGAACAUAGAUUGUCUUCUUUCUCAGAGGAAGAGUGAUUCUCACUGUUUGCAGGAUAAAUGAGAGCUCUGAUAGCACAUGGUAAUGUGUACUUAAUAAAGGUACAGAUGAUACCAUUAUGGACAAUUCAAGCUUCCUUAAAUCAGUUUCAAAUUUUGGGAUACUAGCUCCUCUCUCAUAAGACUACUGAUUUCAGGUACAUUCUGCCCAAAAACUGACUCUGUGCAAACCUCCAUUCAUUUUAAUUAGAGUUUUACAAGAUUCGUAUCUUUGAUUUCCAGUGAGAACGUGACCAUCUUUGAAUGAGUGGAGGUCAUGUUACAGAAGCAUUUGCUGGGUUCUGCACCUCAUAUACAUAUGGGACCACUACCCAGAUGCUUUCUGCUCUUCAGUGGGGACGUUGGCUACUGAAGUUUUUUUUUAAAAAAGCAUCUUGAUUCCUUCUUUAAAGUGUAUGUGCUACUUAUGCUGAACUGGACAUGCAGGAAACCAUUCCUUUCAGAUGACUUUUUAAUUCUAUGUCCUUUUCCUCAUGAUAGUUCAACCUGCUGCUCUUGUUAAAGAUAGUUUAUAGGAUGCAAGGAAUGUAGCAACCUGCAUUGUAAUUUUGCUCAGAAUAAUUCCUGGUUCUUAAGUGGAUUUCAUUUUAUAUAAAAUGUUUUAAAGGCAGUGAAACUGGCACAUGUCACUUGUACUUAUUUCCCAAUUGCGUAGAAUUUGAAUAGGUGGCUAGAUGGACCAUUGCCAUUUAAGAAUGUACAUCAGGGAUCAUUGUACCUCGGCUAUUACAUGGUGCCUUAAACAGAACUGAAGCUAAGAUUUUCUUGUUAAUAACUCUUACAUUGAUUCAACAAAGUGUGCCUGUCUUCUUUCUUUCUUCUUUCUUC
Messenger RNA from Thamnophis sirtalis, 3912 nucleotides. It is a transcript of the gene RFX3, whose product is annotated as regulatory factor X3. Gene Ontology annotation, biological process: regulation of transcription by RNA polymerase II. Lineage: Eukaryota; Metazoa; Chordata; Lepidosauria; Squamata; Natricidae. The record is from RefSeq and is a predicted model, not a curated record. Gene Ontology annotation, molecular function: DNA-binding transcription factor activity, RNA polymerase II-specific; RNA polymerase II cis-regulatory region sequence-specific DNA binding. Gene Ontology annotation, cellular component: nucleus.